CAGCCGUAAUGCAAGAAUCGAUUUCCGGGCUCUAGUGUAAGAUGGAUUUGACUGACUGACUUUACACGUCGUCGCGUUUACACACACUUCACACGCUGUUGCUUGAUUGCUUAAUUGACGCGUUGUUCCGCGGCAAAAGCAACACACAAACCCGAGAUUUGGAAUCCAACACUUUCAUGAUCCAUCAUCUUUGAAUGCAGUUGUCGAUGCUGAUCGGGAAGAGCCUCUGCAUCAUAUAGAGCUCACUCAAACUACUGACACACCAUCAUGUUCGGCGAUCUGGGGCUGAAGCUAGUACAAGAAGCACGGGCAGCGGAGAUCAAUCAAACAUUACCGCCUUACAAUGAUGAAUUGGUUCGAUUGGUGAUGCUAGAAACACGACAAUUACAGACACACAUAAGUGGGUUAUUGCAAGAAGCGGGAGGCGUACAAGCAGCCGAAACCGAGGAAAGCUUGGCUGGUCAACUAAUCACCCAUCAUGCUGCCGCACAAAGAAACAAAAGAUGUUUGUUGGCUUAUCAUAAUGUUCGUUUGCAAUAUCUUCAAUCCAUCCUAUGGUCAAAAGGUGGUAGCUUGGAACUCACACUGAAUCACUCGAUUGAAUCCCCGGCCCGGCUGAUGGCACAUGAAGCAGACAAGACAACGCUCAAAUCUCGUUGUAGUAUGGCAGAAUUAGCAUUCGUUCGACAAUAUGCAGAUUUAAAUCGAGCAUACAAGAGUGAAUUUUUGGACGUGGUUGAUGUUUCUGCAAGUUUGGGUAGAAGUACAAAAACGGAUGAUAUUGGACCGAUAAAAGAAUUAAUGGUUUCAAUCGUUUCACAUGUUGAUGCAAAAGACGUUCAAACGGAAAGAGGAAGUAUCAGCUUGCGCAGGGGAGAAAGAAUGCGAAUACUGAGAAGUGAAGUUGAUGCUUUGAUCAUGAGAGGGUGGGUAAGCGUUUUGGACGAGUAGAGGAAAUUACGGAAGAUCGAUACUUCAUCCCCUCUUUGGAAAUUGUACACUAUAUGCAAGCAACAUUGUA
Messenger RNA from Meira miltonrushii, 1021 nucleotides. RefSeq lists its product as uncharacterized. Lineage: Eukaryota; Fungi; Basidiomycota; Exobasidiomycetes; Exobasidiales; Brachybasidiaceae. The record is from RefSeq and is a predicted model, not a curated record. Gene Ontology annotation, cellular component: GINS complex. Bases 268 to 951 code for a protein of 227 amino acids. Gene Ontology annotation, biological process: DNA replication; DNA strand elongation involved in mitotic DNA replication. The transcript has a single exon.